Malassezia globosa CBS 7966 is the source of this 588-nucleotide messenger RNA. RefSeq lists its product as uncharacterized. Gene Ontology annotation, molecular function: structural constituent of ribosome; RNA binding. The transcript has a single exon. The record is from RefSeq and is a predicted model, not a curated record. Gene Ontology annotation, cellular component: ribosome; cytosolic large ribosomal subunit. The coding region runs from base 1 to 588 and encodes 195 amino acids. Gene Ontology annotation, biological process: translation. NCBI's taxonomy places the organism in Eukaryota, Fungi, Basidiomycota, Malasseziomycetes, Malasseziales, Malasseziaceae.
AUGGUUAACUUGCGUGUCCAAAGGCGUCUGGCUUCGUCGGUCCUCGGUGUGGGCAAGCGUAAGAUCUGGCUUGACCCAGCUGAGCAGACUGACAUCGCGAAUGCUAACUCGCGUGCUAACAUUCGCAAGCUGAUCAAGGAUGGUCAAAUCAUCCAGAAGCCAGUUGUGUCGCAUUCGCGUGAGCGCACGCGUAACCUGCACCACGCUAAGCGUCUUGGUCGUCACACUGGUUACGGUAAGCGCAAGGGUACUGCUGAGGCCCGUUUCCCUACAAAGGUUCAAUGGAUGCGCCGUCAGCGUGUGUUGCGCCGCCUGCUGCGGAAGUACCGCGAGGCUGGUAAGAUUGACAAGCACCUUUACCAUGACCUGUACCUUAAGUCGAAGGGUAACGUGUUCAAGAACAAGCGUGUUUUGAUGGAACACAUUCACAAGGCUAAGGCUGAGAAGCUCCGGUCGAAGCACUUGGCAGACCAGAUGGAGGCUCGCCGUCUUCGCAACAAGACCCUGCGCGAGCGCCGUGCCCAGCGGGUCGCCGAGAAGCGGGCUGCCAUUCUUGCCGUCGAACACGAGGGCGAGGAGAAGCAGUAA